Messenger RNA from Anolis sagrei ordinatus, 404 nucleotides. RefSeq names its product RNA polymerase II, I and III subunit K (gene POLR2K). Lineage: Eukaryota; Metazoa; Chordata; Lepidosauria; Squamata; Anolidae. Gene Ontology annotation, biological process: DNA-templated transcription. Gene Ontology annotation, cellular component: RNA polymerase I complex; RNA polymerase III complex; RNA polymerase II, core complex. Gene Ontology annotation, molecular function: DNA binding; zinc ion binding. The record is from RefSeq and is a predicted model, not a curated record.
UUUGCAGAGCUUUCAAACGUCAUCAGACUGCGCCGUCAGAGGAAGGAGUGCAUGAGCUGUGCGUGAGCUGCAGAAGAUGGACACCCAGACUGAUGCACCUCCACCAAAGCAGCAACCAAUGAUAUACAUCUGUGGAGAAUGUCACAAAGAAAAUGAAAUUAAAGCAAGAGAUCCUAUUAGAUGCAGAGAAUGUGGUUACAGAAUAAUGUACAAGAAAAGAACAAAAAGAUUGGUUGUGUUUGAUGCCCGAUGAAGAGAAGAUGCAUCCAAUUGAUCUAAACAUGUUUCAAAUUCUUCAUAUGUUCUCUCUGAUUUUGUAUUUGUUGUGAGCAACCUUUUUUUUUCUUUUUUGCAUUCUAACAAUGUAAGUUAUUCUAUGAUCACAAUAAAGUGUUGUUGAAAUA